AAGGCAUGUUUGUUCUCGACGUGAUGCUAUGGACUUAUCAUCUUUGGCUCCUGCCCUUUCUUCAACUUCUUUGAUCGUUGCUGUAUAUCAACGCGACUGUUCUGGCACCUUUGUUCCAUAGUGGCCACCAGAACAAAGGUCACAUUUGACUUGAGCGCCAAGGAAAUUUUUCUUGCCACCGGAAACCCAUUUCGUAUAAAUACGAGACAUUCGUUCAAGGGAUUGGGGGUUAUCACUUUCCCUCACGACGACUCUCGUUCACGUCCUUUGUCGCAUUUUGUGCAUGUACGUGAAGAAUGGAAUGUCCUAUUCUUGUAUGGAUGUUAUGGUACAAUCGAGAACUAACCCCCGAGGAAUACGAGAAAUGCUACCAGACAGUUCAGAUAUGUGUCCCUCACGCUGACAUUCUAUAUGAACCCGGAAAUCGUCAACAAUCGAGUCAUCAAUACUGUCAUGUACUUGAUGCCACUGCUCAUGAUGAGACAUCGCCGGAUACCCCGUGCCAAAUGGCGAGACAAUAUGCUGCCGAAUGGAAAGCAUUGGAUUGAACAGGCUGCAGACCGACAAAUGGAUCCAAUUCGACGUAUGAAAUCUCUAAUCGGCUACCAUGUCGCAAACGACGAUUCCCUUAUCGGAAUGGCUAUGGUGCAAGGCCGACAGCGAGAAGUAGUCUCAGUUGGUUUAGGCAUCCAGCGACUUUCCACGAAGCCCCUCAAUAUGUCUGUAUCAGAUUACGCUGAAUCCCAGUACCAUAAGCUGACGCAAGUGGAGAUAGAUUCACUAGGCAAUGAAGACGAGGUGAUCCUCCGUCGCCUCUGCCUAAUUUUGGCAUUGAAACAAUCGUAUCUCAAUGCCAUCGGUCAGCCAGUCGGCUUCGAUUUCACGCGCCUAGAAUUCAAUGUCCCAGAGGAGAAAAUAUAUGGGGACGGAGAGCCUCUGCGAGGCUGGGAGUUUCGGGUUUGGCAAGGCAAUACCGUCAUCAAGAAAGACGAAGAGCAGACUGACGAGAAAUACCAGUGCGCCUGUGCAUUCUUCCGAGGAUGGCCAACGUCCCGGUUCGUAUGGCAGAAGGACCCGAAAUCGUUGGAGUCGUGGGUACAGUUCCUGAACGUUGAUCAGCUUAUCACCGUGCUGCCUAAGCUCGCCGAUUGAUUUUUGUGUUGGCCUUGUAUCUUUAUUCCCCACUUUUCCUGCUUCUACCUCACUACUGUGUGUACUAUUAUUCUGACCUUGGUCGUCAUCGCUCGCUGAAGGUUGCCGGUACAUGGUUCGAUCUUCGUCGAGGGAUGGGUCGUAGCAAGGCCUUCUUGUAAUCCUUAUAAUGGUGAAGUCGUUAUUCCUUGAGAACAGA
Molecule: messenger RNA, 1351 nt
Organism: Somion occarium
Lineage: Eukaryota; Fungi; Basidiomycota; Agaricomycetes; Polyporales; Cerrenaceae
Source: the annotation of a GenBank genome assembly